Messenger RNA from Eutrema salsugineum, 2159 nucleotides. RefSeq names its product CLP protease regulatory subunit CLPX1, mitochondrial. Gene Ontology annotation, cellular component: mitochondrial matrix. Gene Ontology annotation, molecular function: ATP-dependent protein folding chaperone; ATP hydrolysis activity; ATP binding. Bases 269 to 1987 code for a protein of 572 amino acids. Gene Ontology annotation, biological process: protein catabolic process; protein folding; proteolysis. The transcript is spliced from 15 exons. NCBI's taxonomy places the organism in Eukaryota, Viridiplantae, Streptophyta, Magnoliopsida, Brassicales, Brassicaceae. The record is from RefSeq and is a predicted model, not a curated record.
CCCUUUUCCUUCCCUUUCGAAUUUGCGUUUUCUUCAGAGACUCAUCCUUUCCGUGUGCUUCACAACUUCAUCAUCAUCAUCACCAUCUUACCCUCUCUCGAAUUGCGUCAUCAAUUGAAAACCCUCUACAAAAGUCUCAGUUUUUUCUUCAUUUCUUGCAUACCCAUCUAAAAAAAUUUCCAUUUGAUUUCGAUCGGAUUAUGUUAAUCGAUUUCUGAGAAGCUUUUCAAUCUAAUUUCCCCUCUGUGAUUUCCCUGUGAAAACCACCAUGGCCGCGGCUUUAAGGUCGAGUACCUCGAGAGAAACCGCUUCUCUCACACUCUCUCAGUUCAGGUACUUCGUUUUCAACCGCGUCCACACCGCUCGAACCGCGAGUCCUCAGUGCAAUCACCGUAACAAAAUCGAUGACCCAUCAAACAAGUUCCCAGAUAGAAUCGCCUCGCUCAGGCCUACGGGAACGAGCUUCAUGGAUAAUCAAGGAGAGAGACGGAGUUCAAGCAAGGGUUAUGCUACCAACGGUGUAAAGUCUGCUGUUUUGAGCUCGCAAGGAGACCCACCGGAUCUGUGGCAGCCUCCGGGAGAUGGAGUUUCCGUUAGGGUCAAUGGGUCGAGCGUUAAUCUCGGUCGUGGCGGCGGUGGAAGCGGUGCCGGUGCUGGUAACGGAACAGGGUCGAAUUCGAAAGAUGAUUGUUGGGGUGGAUCCAAUCUUGGGUCUGAUUUCCCGACACCGAAGGAGAUUUGUAAAGGUUUGAACAAGUUCGUGAUUGGUCAGGAAAGAGCCAAAAAGGUGCUUUCAGUGGCUGUGUAUAAUCACUACAAGAGGAUAUAUUACGAAUCAUUACAGAAACGGUCCACGGGAGAAACUGAUAGCACUACAGCAAAACCAGCAGAUGAUGAUAUGGUAGAACUCGAGAAGAGUAACAUUCUUCUUAUGGGACCAACUGGGUCAGGGAAGACACUACUUGCGAAAACCUUGGCACGGUUUGUGAAUGUUCCUUUCGUUAUUGCAGAUGCAACGACACUGACUCAGGCUGGUUAUGUGGGAGAGGACGUCGAGUCUAUAUUAUACAAACUUCUCACAGUUGCAGAUUAUAAUGUUGCAGCUGCACAGCAGGGGAUUGUUUACAUCGAUGAAGUUGACAAGAUAACAAAGAAGGCAGAAAGCCUUAACAUCAGCAGAGAUGUAUCAGGAGAGGGUGUUCAACAAGCAUUGCUAAAAAUGCUUGAAGGAACAAUUGUUAAUGUACCUGAGAAGGGCGCUAGGAAGCACCCUAGAGGCGACAAUAUCCAGAUAGACACAAAGGAUAUACUCUUCAUAUGUGGUGGUGCUUUUGUAGACAUCGAGAAGACGAUCUCAGAGAGGCGCCAUGAUUCUUCAAUAGGGUUUGGUGCUCCCGUACGUGCUAACAUGAGAGCAGGUGGUGUUACAAACGCCGCUGUUGCAUCAAACCUAAUGGAAACUGUGGAAAGCAGUGACCUGAUUGCUUAUGGUUUAAUACCUGAAUUCGUUGGAAGAUUUCCAGUUCUCGUCAGCUUGUCUGCUUUGACCGAGAACCAACUUAUGCAGGUGCUGACAGAGCCCAAAAACGCACUUGGAAAGCAAUACAAAAAGAUGUACCAGAUGAAUAGUGUAAAGCUGCAUUUCACGGAAAGUGCCCUGCGGCUAAUAGCUAAAAAAGCAAUAACGAAAAACACGGGUGCACGUGGCUUAAGAGCUCUUUUAGAAAGCAUCCUGAUGGAUUCUAUGUACGAGAUUCCGGACGAGAGUACAGGCAGUGAUAUGAUAGAGGCGGUUGUGGUAGAUGAAGAAGCAGUUGAAGGAGAAGGGCGUAGAGGCUCUGGAGCUAAGAUUCUCCGUGGGAAAGGAGCAUUGAGUCUGUAUCUCUCUGAAACCAACUCCAAGGAUUCUCCUCAGACGACCAAGGAGGGAUCAGAAGGAGAAAUUGAGGUGGAGGCGGAGAUUCCGUCCGUUGUUGCCAGUAUGUAAUGUAAUCAUCAUCCAGCACAUCUAUCUGGUGAUUAGUAUGUCUCUGUAUGCGUAAGUUUUAUCGUUCUUUGUACAUAAAUGAAGGAAAAGAAACAAAAGUUGGAUCAAAAGUUUAAAAAGAACACGAAUGCACAAUAUGCACGUUUAUAAAUGAUGAUGUAACUUUUAUCUC